AUGGUUCUGUCGCAUUCCGCAAUGGAAAAUGGCGCCGAUAAGGGCACUCCAGGAGGAAUGCCAGGAACAGCAUUCCUCAAGAGAAAGCUGAAGAUCGUCAUGCUCGGCGCUGGGCUCUCGGGAAUCCAAUUUGCUCAUGAUGUAGACAUACGGAUGGAAAAUGUAGAGCUGGACGUCUACGAAAAGAACCCAGAAUUGGGCGGCACCUGGUAUGAGAACCGAUAUCCAGGUUGUGCAUGUGAUGUUCCUGCCCAUACCUACCAAUUUUCGUGGGCUCCUAACCCGCGAUGGUCCAAGUUCUAUGCGCCCGCGCCAGAAAUUAGGCAGUACCUUAACGAUGUAGUCGACAAGCAUGGGUUGCGAAAAUAUAUGCACUUCAACCACCGCGCCGUCUCUGCCCAAUGGCAAGAAAAGUCGUCUACCUGGCGCGUCGAACUGGAGACGAACGAUGGAUUCGGGAGUCCUGUCACCAUCAUAAGGGAGUGUGAUGUCCUUGUCAAGGGCCUUGGCACUCUAAACAAGUGCAAGUUCCCCGAUAUCGAGGGCUUGUCAACGUUCAGUGGCAGGCUGAUGCAUACUGCAAACUGGGAUGAAACCGUUGAUCUGACUGGCAAGCGCAUCGCGGUGAUCGGAAACGGGGCUAGCGCAGUCCAGUGCGUUGCAGCACUCCAGCCCGUCGCCAAGAAGCUUGUUAAUUAUUUCCGUACCGCAUCCUGGAUGAUACCCCAUCUCUUCUCCGACGGUGCUGUCCAGAAGGAUUACUCAGCCGAGGACUUGGAGCGAUUUGAGAACGACCCUGAUUACUACCUUGAAUAUCGCCAACGGCUGGAAAAGACACUCGCUGGCGGGUUCGAGGCUCUCUGGUCGGGAAGCAUUGCCCAGGCUGAGCUAGAACGAACAACACUCGAGCACAUGACGAACAUGAUACACGAUCCCCAGUUGAUGGAGGCACUGCUGCCUAAGUUCGAGAUUGGCUGUCGUCGCUUCACGCCCGGAGACCACUACCUGAACGCUAUACAACAAAGUAAUGUGACUGUAAUCUCGGAUCACAUCGUCCGCGUGUCUGAAGAUGGAAUUGUCGACGAGACAGGCACCGUUACAGAACUCGAUGUAAUUGUCUGUGCUACUGGCUUUAAUACGUCUUAUGAGCCACGGUUUCCAACCACGGGACGGAAUGGAUACUCCUUGUCAGAGAACUGGGGAAAAGAUAAGCCCACUGAGUCAUACAUGGGCGCCGUUGUCGCUCAGUUUCCUAACUUAUUCGUGUUCAAUCCACCCAUUGCUCCGGUAAUCGGAUCUGCCUUUCCUGGUAUAGAAGCUACAAGUAAAUACAUCCUUCGACUGCUUGACCGACUUCAAGCAGACAACCUGAAAUCUAUCGUCGUGAAAGAAUCGGCUCAGACAGAUUUCAAUAAAUGGGCCCAGCGACAACUGCGGGCUAUGGCGUUCAGUGGGACUUGCAAGUCUUGGUACAAGAACUCAAAGGGCAAAGUUUUCAUUCCCUGGCCCGGCACUAUACCUCAUUACAUUCAGACCACGUCGCUGGUUCGUUGGGAGGACUUUGACUUUGUCUGGGCCAGCCUCGACAACAAGUACGCCUCAUUGGGCAACGGGGUUCCAAAGGAAGGGGUAGCUGUUGAGUCGCCGCCUUGGUUGUUUUGGGGAGCUGAGUAA
Fusarium tjaetaba is the source of this 1674-nucleotide messenger RNA. Its product is annotated as flavin-containing protein. Bases 1 to 1674 code for a protein of 557 amino acids. The record is from RefSeq and is a predicted model, not a curated record. The transcript is spliced from 7 exons. Lineage: Eukaryota; Fungi; Ascomycota; Sordariomycetes; Hypocreales; Nectriaceae.